Phodopus roborovskii (desert hamster) is the source of this 1939-nucleotide messenger RNA. RefSeq names its product polycomb group ring finger 5 (gene Pcgf5). Lineage: Eukaryota; Metazoa; Chordata; Mammalia; Rodentia; Cricetidae. Bases 403 to 1173 code for a protein of 256 amino acids. The record is from RefSeq and is a predicted model, not a curated record. The transcript is spliced from 10 exons. Gene Ontology annotation, biological process: regulation of transcription by RNA polymerase II. Gene Ontology annotation, cellular component: PRC1 complex.
GUGGGUGGAGCUGCCCUUGGAGGCGGCACCGGCUUGGCCCCGAGGCCCGCCGCGCCCUAUCGCGCCAGAGCCGAGUGGCCCCGUGGAGCCCGCGCGCUCCCGCCUGCUGGGGGAGGGCGGACAGGGCGCGGGGAGCAGACAGGCCGCGGCAGGCGCUGUUUCUCUUUCGCUUUCCCGGGCUCGGAGGCGGGCGCGCCGGCGGACUGAGGAGCGGCGGCGGCCGCUGGAUAUGAAAAAGCAGGACUGUGAAAGGGAGUGAUGACCAGUGGUCUGUGCUCAGGCUGGAUGUUCAUGCUCAUGCCUCAGGACAUCUACCAAGAACGUUGUGCCAGCUACUGGGACCAGCUUUGCAUCCACUUAGUGCCCCUCUUUGCCUGAACUGCUGAAGCCAGGUAACCACGAAUGGCUACCCAAAGGAAACACUUGGUGAAAGACUUCAACCCUUACAUCACCUGCUACAUCUGUAAAGGGUACCUGAUCAAGCCGACGACGGUGACAGAAUGCCUCCAUACAUUCUGUAAGACCUGUAUUGUCCAGCACUUUGAAGACAGCAAUGAUUGUCCGAGGUGUGGCAACCAAGUUCAUGAAACAAAUCCAUUAGAAAUGUUGAGGUUGGAUAAUACACUGGAGGAGAUUAUAUUUAAGCUGGUACCUGGACUACGAGAACAGGAACUUCAGCGUGAAUUGGAAUUUUGGAAAAAAAACAAACCUCAAGAAAAUGGACAAGAUGACAUUUCAAAGGCUGACAAAUCUAAAGCAGAUGAAGAAGGUGAUGAAAACCAAGAUGAUAAGGACUACCAUAGAAGUGACCCACAAAUUGCUAUCUGUCUAGAUUGUUUACGAAAUAAUGGGCAGUCAGGGGACAAUGUAGUAAAGGGUCUCAUGAAGAAAUUCAUUCGAUGUUCUACACGAGUUACUGUAGGAACUAUUAAAAAGUUUCUAAGUUUAAAACUAAAACUUCCAAGUUCUUAUGAGUUGGAUGUGCUGUGCAAUGGUGAAAUUAUGGGGAAGGAUCAUACUAUGGAAUUCAUCUAUAUGACAAGAUGGCGACUAAGAGGAGAAAAUUUUCGCUGUCUGAACUGCUCAGCCUCGCAAGUCUGCUCUCAGGAUGGCACUUUGUAUCAGUCAUACCCCAUGGUAUUGCAGUAUCGACCAAGAAUUGAUUUUGGGUAGGCCAAGGGCCCAGACUGCACUGAAUGAAUCAACUCUGCACUAUUUGUUUACUCGUCAGCAGAUUGCACAGUGAGCCGUGUGUGGACUUGAGAGACACAAUCUGAUCUUCAGCAUGCACAUAAGGCCGUCGCCUGUCUAAAGUGUCAGUUCCCUUCAUGUUGUUUCCAUUAGGAGCAAUCCAAGUGCCCUUCUGCUACUGACCAUCUACAUAGGAUACUCGUUUUGUCUCUCAGUGUGCAAAGCACGGCUGAAGCCACUUAGGUGUGCAGCCGUGACUCUGCUUUCUCAAUAUUUUGCUUGCCUGUUGCAAGAUUGUUCUAAUGUUAAUUACACUAGUAAAAUGGCUCAAUCCUUGUGGUGUUGCAGUUUUCACGUACUUAAUACUUUUAUUCUUGUUAAAAUAGAGUACUGUACAAGAACCUAGUAUAAUUAUAUCUUGAAAUUAUUUUGUAUAAGAGUAUAUUUAGAAAAGUGGUUUCUGAGCCACUGUCCUAUUCUUGGUAAACUUUUAUGUAAAAAAGAAUAAACAGCCAAAAAAAAAAAAAAAACCCCAAUAUGCCAGCUCAUUCUUGAGUGUGCAAGUCCUUUGUUAUCUUUUGACCAGAGCACAUUGCAAUUGGAGAUACCCUGAAUGUCUGGGUAGUCUCUAUCAUUGCACAGGAAGGUAUAUUAGCCCUUCACAUUGAAAACAUGUGACUUGAACAACUGAAGUUCAUAAUGUUGGCAGCUGAUCAUACUGACUUCUAAUAAAAUUAAUGUGUAAGUA